This is a messenger RNA of Dichomitus squalens LYAD-421 SS1, 2080 nucleotides long. Its product is annotated as MFS general substrate transporter. The record is from RefSeq and is a predicted model, not a curated record. NCBI's taxonomy places the organism in Eukaryota, Fungi, Basidiomycota, Agaricomycetes, Polyporales, Polyporaceae. Bases 169 to 1740 code for a protein of 523 amino acids. The transcript has 25 exons. Gene Ontology annotation, biological process: transmembrane transport; tripeptide transport; allantoate transport. Gene Ontology annotation, molecular function: allantoate transmembrane transporter activity; dipeptide transmembrane transporter activity. Gene Ontology annotation, cellular component: plasma membrane.
CACACUUGGCGAGCACGACAUCUUUCCCUGUCCGUUCCCGCAGUGCACAUAUUUAGAGCGUCUCCCUGCAGUCUGGGAGAUGUUUGUUGCUUUCGGCUACUUUGCUCGCUGAUCUCGACAUACACCCUCGCUUCCGGCGCUUUCUAGGUGAUCCUGAAGUUGCGCACGAUGGUUGGUAGCUUGGAAAAGGCGCCGUCCCCGGCUUAUGAUGCGGGCUCGCUCCACGACAAGGAGAGGGACCCGGAGAAGGUGCUCGAGACUCCGACGUCUGAGUCGGAUAGCGAAGCGAAUGUGGGCCUGCACGAGUUCGACGUCGCGAAGCAGACGGGUUUGCGCGUUACUCCAGAGGAGAGUAGACGGGUCGCGAGGAAGAUCGAUAUAUGGAUCCUGCCUAUGCUUUGUGUUUGUCAAGGCUUGAGUAUCUUGGACAAGUCGGCUCUGAAUUACGGCAACCUGUACGGCAUGAAGCGCGCAUUGCAUCUGACCGGAGAUCAGUACAGCUGGUUCGCCAGUGUAUUCUACAUUGGCUAUCUGGUUGGGAACUAUCCCGAUGGUUGGUUGCUCCAGCACUACCCGUCUGGGAAGGUCUUGGCAAUAACUACCUUCAUAUGGGGUACAAUCGUCCUAACCACCGCGGCAUGUACUAAUUUUGCGGGCACGAUGGCGAAUCGCUUCUUCUUGGGCCUCCUCGAAGCGAUCGUGACCCCCGGAAUGACCAUCCUGACUGCCAUAUGGUAUACUCAGAACGAGGUGCCUUUUCGCUCGCUCAUCUGGUACUCGUUCAACGGGUGGUCCGGUAUCUUCGGAGGGUUCGUCGCCUAUGGUAUUGGGCACAUCUCCCAUCCAGCCAUCGACCUCUGGAAGUAUGUCUUCCUGAUCCUCGGAGCUAUCAGCGUCUCAUACUCGUUCGUGCUGUGGUUCUUAUUCCCCGACUCGCCCGUCGAGGCUCGCUUCCUGACUGAAGAAGAGAAGAUCAUUGCGGUAAAGCGUGUUGCGGAGGGGAAGAUGGGCGUCAAGAAUAAGAAAUUCAAAUGGUAUCAAGUGCAAGAAGCCCUCAUCGACCCCAAGACUUGGCUUCUGUUUGUAGCUUCGAUUGCUGCUCAGAUUCCCAACGGUGUCAUCUCAAACUUCUCCACGAUCAUCAUCAAGGGCAUGGGCUUCACAACGCUUCAAAGUACUCUUCUCGAUGCGGCCUCGUCAGGCGUGCAGAUUUUCGGUUUGCUCUCAGCAGGGUUCAUUUGCAUGCGAUUCAAGAACAUGCGCGUAAUCACGAUGGCAGCAGGGAAUAUCACCUGCAUCAUCGCGGCAGCCUGCUUAACAUACCUUCCAUCUCACCAGCAGUGGAACCGACUUGUCGCAUUCUGGUUCACGCAGUUCCAGUCUGUGGGGUUUUCGCUCUCGCUGGUCAUGAUCUCUAACAACGUUGGAGGCUUCACGAAGCGGACCUUCGUAACUGCGGUCACGUUUGUCGGUUACUGCGUAGGAAAUGUCAUUGGGCCUCACUUUAUCCUCGAUAGCGAAGCACCCCGCUACACUACAGGAACGAAAGCCAUGUUUAUAGGUUACGUCAUCAAAACCGUCGCUCACCUUGCGCUUGGGCUCUAUAUGCUAUGGAGCAACAUCAGACGCGACAGAGAGCAAGGGAAGGUGACGUCACCCGGUGAUCAGCUGAAGGGAGAAGAGGCGGGGAUGCAUGAUCUCACCGAGUGGGAGAACAAGUUCCAUAGAUAUGUUUUGUGAAGGGCGCCCUAUCCGCAUGUCUGCAUACACCGAUCUGCUUUGCUCUCGCGCGGUCAAUUUGCAGCUGCUCAUUGUGCUACCGCGAGCCAUGACCAACGUGACACGAAAUCUUCUCAUGCAGUCACAUCCGUCCCUUGCUCACUCCGCUUCUUUCUUAUGGCAAUAUCAUACUUGGCCUAUGGAGGUGGUUCACUAGCGGGCGCGCCACGGCCUAGCGGGUUAGAUUCAGGCCUAGGUUCCGAAAAAGGACUGCGCACAUCUCCACUCGCGUCUAAUAGAAGUGUCGCAUACUCAACGAGGCGACUCUGACCCUCAAUUGCACAUGAAGUCACACGUCCGC